This is a messenger RNA of Hibiscus syriacus, 1915 nucleotides long. RefSeq names its product glucan endo-1,3-beta-glucosidase 3-like. NCBI's taxonomy places the organism in Eukaryota, Viridiplantae, Streptophyta, Magnoliopsida, Malvales, Malvaceae. Gene Ontology annotation, biological process: carbohydrate metabolic process. The record is from RefSeq and is a predicted model, not a curated record. The transcript is spliced from 4 exons. Gene Ontology annotation, molecular function: hydrolase activity, hydrolyzing O-glycosyl compounds. The coding region runs from base 108 to 1601 and encodes 497 amino acids. Gene Ontology annotation, cellular component: plasma membrane.
UCUCCUUUUUUCCCUCGGGGGUUUCUCCUAUGUCUGUGGGUUCUUUUUGAGGUUGAACUCAAUAGCUUUGCAUUAGUCUCGAAAGAUCGAAGCAUUUACUUCAUCAAAUGGCUGUUUUCCUGCUGCUUUUGCUCUUGCUUGUAUCUGCUGUUUCCGGUGAUGAAGAUGCCUUUAUUGGUGUGAACAUCGGCACGGACAUUUCCGACAUGCCCAGCCCUACUGAAGUGGUUGCCCUUCUCAAGGCUCAGGGUAUAAGACAUGUCAGGCUUUAUGAUGCUGACCGAGCCAUUCUCCUCGCGCUUGCCAACACAGGCAUCCAGGUGACUGUCUCUGUCCCCAAUGACCAACUCCUUGGUAUCGGUCAGUCAAAUGCCACUGCAGCUAAUUGGGUGGCUCGCAAUAUUGUUUCCCAUGUCCCUGCCACCAACAUCACGGCAAUAGCUGUUGGAUCGGAAGUUCUCAAUGCACUCCCGAAUGCCGGUCCCAUCCUAGUUUCUGCCUUGAAGUUCAUCCAUUCUGCUCUUGUUGCUUCUAAUCUUGACAGUCAAAUCAAAGUCUCUACUCCGCAUUCUUCUUCGAUUAUUAUGGACUCUUUUCCACCUUCUCAAGCCUUCUUUAACCGAUCAUGGGAUCCAGUCAUGAUUCCGUUACUAAAAUUUUUGCAGUCAACAGGGUCGUACCUCAUGCUCAAUGUAUAUCCGUAUUAUGAUUACGUGCAAUCAAAUGGAAAAAUCCCAUUGGACUAUGCCCUUUUCCGUCCUCUCCCUCCUAACAAAGAAGCUGUUGAUGCUAACACACUCCUGCAUUAUACUAAUGUUUUUGAUGCUGUUGUCGAUGCAGCAUAUUUUGCAAUGUCUUAUUUAAACUUCACCAAUAUUCCGGUUGUAGUAACGGAGUCUGGUUGGCCCUCUAAGGGUGACUCAUCUGAGCCCGAUGCUAUAGUUGACAAUGCCAAUACAUACAACAGUAACUUGAUCAAGCACGUUCUUAACAAGACUGGGACUCCUAAACACCCUAGGAUUGCAGUUAGUACAUACAUCUAUGAGCUUUACAAUGAAGAUUUGAGAACUGGAUCAGACUCGGAAAAGAACUGGGGGCUAUUCGAUGCCAAUGGAAUACCAGUUUAUACCAUGCAUUUGACAGGUGCUGGUACUGUUUUUGCGAAUGACACUACAAACCAAACAUUUUGUGUUGCGAAGCGGGGUGCCGAUCCGAAGAUGUUACAAGCAGCUCUUGAUUGGGCAUGUGGACCAGGGGAAGUCAACUGUUCACCGUUGUUGCAGGGGCAUCCGUGUUAUGAGCCUAAUAACGUGGUUUCCCACUCAACUUAUGCUUUCAAUGCAUAUUACCAGAGGAUGGCCAAGUCUCCUGGGACAUGUGAUUUCAAGGGGGUGGCUAGCAUCACUACAACUGAUCCAAGUCAUGGUUCGUGUAGAUUUCCUGGAAGUUUCGGGAAAAACGGGACUUUAUUUAAUGGCACAUCACUGGCUCCGUCGUUGAACGAUACGAGUUCAGGAUGCCCACCACAAUACCAUGGGAGUGGUUCUUUCACAACCUCUGUGAUAAUAGGUGCUUUGCUCAUGGGCGCUGUUUCCUUGUAGAACUUGUUUCUGUUUUAACAGCAUCAAAAUCUAUUGAAAAUUCCGAUUCUCCGUCUCGUUGGAACACAUGCAGCAUAUCCGGUUUUGUUUCUCGUAUGAGUUCGAGUUGCACGAUGGAAAAUUUGAUCAUGGAAACAUUUGGCUAGAAAGGUAGUUUUAAAGAUGAGUUAUUCAAGAUUGUUGAGGUGUUUGUCUCUUAUAACAGUGGGCAGUGGGUUGUAUUCUUUGGAUUUUGUUUGAAGUUCAUAUUGUGUACUUCAACAUAUUUGUUGGAUCAGCCAAAGGCUUCUCAUUUUUAUACAUUCAAGUUCAUA